AUGACGGACGCGCCGCCGGCGCGCGGCGAGAUCCUCGCGCACUUCUGGUCGCUGAGCGCCGACGACGCGUCGACGCGGAAGCGCGCGUGCGAGGCGCUGAUGCGCGAUCUUCGAGCCGCCGCCGCCGCCGACGGCGCGCGCGCGCGGCGUGGCGACGACGACGGCGACGAAGGCGCGGACGCGCGGGCGUACGCGCUGCGAAGACUCACGCGAGGGCUGAGCUCGGGACGGGCGGGCGCGAGGCAGGGGUUCGCGCUGGCGCUGAGCGAACUGGCGACGCACGCGGCGACGCCGGCGGAGGCGCUGGACGCGCUGGACGCGAACGUCGCGCCGAUCACGAAGGCGACGAAGGGACAGGAGGCGAGAGACAUACUGUUGGGAAGACUGUUCGGGGCGGCGGCGAUCGGAUUAGCGCUGGGAGGGCGAGAAGACGUGCGCGAGGAGGAGCGGAGACGGUGCGGGGCGGAGGUGGCGAGACGCGCGGAGACGCUGUCGAGGGAGAAGACGUACUUGGCGGAGCCCGCGGCGGCGUGCGUGAUCGAGCUCAGGGCUUCGUUGGGGGACGAGACGUUCGCGGGGGUGGUCGAAGACGCGGGAGAAGGGUUGGAGCGGUGGUUGAGCGGGGAUUGCGGCGGCGACGCCGGGGCGGAUACGCUUUGGCUGGCGUGCGAGACGUUUGAGGCGUUGCCGCGCGAGACGCGCGAUAGAGUUCAGUGCGUGCGGGCGACGAAGAAGGGCAAGAAGGUUGAUUGGGCCGAGAUGUUUACUCGAACGCAUUUGAGUAAGAUUUCAAAGGCGCUUUUGGACACCGCGCACACGCACCCGCGCAUGCACAGCGCGUGGGAGAUGAUGCUUCGCGAAGCCCCGGGAGCCCGAGGCGUCGUACCGCUGUGGGAGAUUGUGUGCGAAGACGGCUUAUUCGUCUCCGGCUCGCAUCAGCGUCGGUUUCUCGGAUUCCGCGUGUUCGACACCUUACUCUCUUCCGCGGAAGCUCACGAAAUCCCCGCACUGUUUUCUAGCAACUUUAUCAAGUGCUUGUUGAACAACCUGAGCGCGCCGGACAACUACCUCCACGAAUGCGCGGUGGACUGUUUGGCGAGAAUCGUUGCGUUCGCGUCGGAUAAGAAGACGAGCUCGGAGAAGAAGAUUGCCGUCAUAGCCGCGCUUCAGCGUCAAGGUCCGACACGUUUCGAUAACGUGACGAAGACAAACGCGGUGCAGGACUUGGUGAAGAGUCUGGACAGCGACGAUGCGUUGCACUACUUGCAGAGCAUGUACGCCGUCGUGACUAAGGCGCCCGUACAAGAUUCCGACGUCGUCGGCACAGAAGAAGAACUCGCGAGCGCGUUAGCGAACGGUACGGGUCAAAAGCGCCGCCUGUGGGCGCUCGAACAAAUGGCUGGAUUGGCGCCGAUGCUCCCGAGCGAUAAAGUCGUGGAAUUGAUGCAGUUUAUGCUUUUCCACGCAUAUUACAAAGCCACGGAUGGUAAGGCGGGGAAGAAGGGCAAGUCCAACAUUCCAGCGAGCAUCCUGAAGUCACCGCUCGAAGAACCCACCGGGUCCGUGCGCUCGGCGUGCUCGACGCGCUUCUUAGCGAUGAUCAAUUCUAACGUUCGCGCGCAACGCGCGGCGGCAAGUAAGGAGUCGGAUGACAAGCAAGACGUCGUCGAUUUAUUGAGCGAAGCCACUUCGUUUUGCCGCGCUCUCGAGGGCGAGACAGCGGUGGACAUGAUCGACAGUAUUCCGGACGAGUGCAGAGAAGUGCGCGCUGAGCUGUUCAAAGCCCUCGACGCGUGUGUCGGUAGCGGCGACGAGUUGGCGGCGAAGGUCGCACCACUCAUUCGCGUCUUGUCCGUGCUCCAAGUCGGUGACUGGCGCGAAUUCACGCCGGCAUUGCAGGACCUUCCGCGUUGCGUCGGAGAACUCGUGAAUCCUAAGAAAAAGUCAAAAAAGUCGAAAAAGUCGAAGAAAGACGGAGAGGACGAGCCUGAAGCGAUCGAUGUGCUCACUGAUAUUCUUCUCAGCUUGCUUGCUCAACCGAGCGCGUUGCUUCGGGAUGUCGUCGAGCACACCUUCAAAGCCGUCUCUGGACAAGUUUCCAAAGAAGGUAUUCAGGACAUGCUGCGAAUCAUCGCCGGGCCAGAAGUCGGUGAAGAUGCUGGCGAGGGUGAGGGCGACGGUGAAGACGAAGACGUGCUCAUGGAAGAUGAUGAUAGCGACGUCGAUGACGACGAUGACGACGACGAAGAGAGCGACGACGACGACGAUGACGAAGAGAGCGAUGACGAGGAAGACUACGGUGAAGCUAACGAUGCGGAAAUCGCGGCUAUGCGCGCUGCGGCGAGUAAAAUCGUCGGGACUGCGGCGGAAGAUUCGGAUGAUUCUGACUCAGAGUCUGAAGGUAUGGAUGACGCCGCGAUGUUCCGAAUCGACAAACUUCUCGCCGAGGCGUUCAAGAGUCGACAGCAAGAUUUGAUGCGUAAGAAGAAUCUGAAGCGCGCAACGCGCGACUUCAAAUUCCGAGUCAUCUCUUUGUUCCAGUUGUACGCGAAAGCGCAGCCGGGAAGUGCAUAUCUACCUAACGCGGUCGUAACACUCUUGGAAGCUAUGCGCGACUCGCUCGGCAAGCAAGAUCCACAAAGCGCGCAACUCGCUGAGCGCAUCGCGGCGCUAAUCAGCAAGCACAUCGCGCACGCGCGCGAUUUGCCCGAGCUCCUUGGGGACGAGGUGACGUCAAAAACAAUCCAGUCCAAGUUGCUGGAAGUCAUUGUCGCCGCAAACCGGGGUGCCAGUGACGCGCAGGUGUUCAACAAAGCAGCCGGCGCUGCUGCGGCGUAUUUGUUGCGCGUUCUCGAAGCCGUCGCUCUUCACGAGAAAGGCGGAAAAGCCGCAAAGGUGGGUGAAGAAGUUGCGAGCGAAAAUGCGAUCGAUUGUUUCCGCGAAGCAUUGAAAAUGUUCAAGUCGAAGAAGAGCAAGCUGAAAACGGGCUUCUUUUCGCAAACUUUUGCGAGACAUCCGGCGCUCGCUUCGGCGCUCUUGCCCGAAUUGUUCAGUCUCGUCGCCAUCGAUGCCGACAAACCCAACGCAAGAGGCGAGUUCCUGCGACUGGAGGCCUUGAAACUUGUGAACCCAGUGAUUCAGUCGGGUAAGAAACGUUAUCCGCCGUUGGCGAAGAGCGCGACCAAGUCGAUGAAGACGCUUUCGGUAUCUUUGGCGGCAGCCAUCGGCGCGCCUUAUAAGAACAAGAACACACGCGCAGACGCGUGCCAACAAGCGGCGAACUGCAUCGAGUCACUGAAUCGAUUGAUUGGCGAGAUAGAAAUCAAGACUAUCAUCGACGUCGACGCCAUCAUCGACGCUGUGGCGAAGCAAAUGUCUCGCCCGCCCGCGUUGCCGCAAAAGGCGCAAAAAGCGUUCCAGCGCAUUUGCGCUCUCCUCGAUCGCGCUGUGCCGGAUGUCGAAAUGCAACCCAAGAGCGAUGCGAACGACGACGACGGCGACGACGGGAGCGAGUCUGAAGAAGACGCCCCGAAACAGAAGAAAGAUAAAAAGUCGAAGAAGCGGCGCGAUUCCUCAGGUGGCGAAAACUCGAGCAAGAAAAAGGUCAAGAAGAACCGUUAG
Ostreococcus lucimarinus CCE9901 is the source of this 3621-nucleotide messenger RNA. RefSeq lists its product with no specific name. Gene Ontology annotation, molecular function: transcription factor binding; DNA binding. Gene Ontology annotation, cellular component: nucleolus. Gene Ontology annotation, biological process: regulation of DNA-templated transcription. Bases 1 to 3621 code for a protein of 1206 amino acids. The record is from RefSeq and is a predicted model, not a curated record. NCBI's taxonomy places the organism in Eukaryota, Viridiplantae, Chlorophyta, Mamiellophyceae, Mamiellales, Bathycoccaceae. The transcript has a single exon.